AUGCAAAUUGACCCCAGAGCCAUUCCGUUUGCCAAUGAAGAGCUGUCGCUAGAGCUUUUGAAUUUAGUAAAGCACGGGGCUAGCUUACAGGCAAUAAAGCGUGGGGCCAAUGAGGCGUUAAAACAGGUGAAUAGAGGAAAGGCAGAGCUUGUAAUCAUCGCUGCCGAUGCAGAUCCCAUUGAAAUAGUUUUGCACUUACCACUUGCAUGUGAAGAUAAGGGGGUACCAUAUGUUUUUAUCGGGUCAAAGAACGCGCUUGGACGUGCCUGCAAUGUAUCUGUCCCUACCAUAGUGGCCAGCAUUGGUAAGCACGAUGCUCUCGGCAAUGUGGUGGCAGAGAUAGUAGGGAAAGUGGAGGCACUGGUAUGA
This is a messenger RNA of Giardia duodenalis, 369 nucleotides long. RefSeq names its product Ribosomal protein L7Ae. Gene Ontology annotation, molecular function: RNA binding. Gene Ontology annotation, biological process: ribosome biogenesis; mRNA splicing, via spliceosome; maturation of SSU-rRNA. Lineage: Eukaryota; Fornicata; Diplomonadida; Hexamitidae. The transcript has a single exon. Gene Ontology annotation, cellular component: U4/U6 x U5 tri-snRNP complex; small-subunit processome; precatalytic spliceosome. Bases 1 to 369 code for a protein of 122 amino acids. The record is from RefSeq and is a predicted model, not a curated record.